This is a messenger RNA of Jaminaea rosea, 2274 nucleotides long. RefSeq lists its product as hypothetical. Gene Ontology annotation, molecular function: sucrose alpha-glucosidase activity. Bases 411 to 2153 code for a protein of 580 amino acids. NCBI's taxonomy places the organism in Eukaryota, Fungi, Basidiomycota, Exobasidiomycetes, Microstromatales. The transcript has 2 exons. Gene Ontology annotation, cellular component: fungal-type vacuole. The record is from RefSeq and is a predicted model, not a curated record. Gene Ontology annotation, biological process: sucrose catabolic process.
CGGGUGGGGCUCCGGCAGAGUAAGGGCUAGCUUCGUUGCGAUGUACGCAAGCGCUGCAUCGCUAGCUAGCUUGCUUGCUCCGUUGAGCGGAUGUGACGUACCUUUGUAAAGUACUGGUGCCCCGCGGGGGGUGCCAGGGAAGGUUCAGCACGGCGAGAAAGUGGGUCGUCCGUCGGCGCAGGCACAUCCUGAGCCGUUGUCGCUUGGGGAGACUUUCUUCUGCCAUCGAUUGAAGCAAAAAGCAAGACAGACGGAAGAGAAGUGGUUGCGAGACGCGAGACUACUGCGAGCCUACUUAAGAGCAGUGUCUGACAUUUCAUGCUGCUUCCCAUUCCCCCCCUGUCCUUCUCAUCCUUCUCAUCCUUCUCAUCCUCCUUUCAUCUCCUCAUCCAUCCUCUCCUCAUCCAAUCAUGGUCGGACGCUGGUCGCCAUCGUUGCUCCUCGUCUCGACGCUCGCGUCCAUUGCCGCUGCUCUUCCGUAUGAGCAGAGCUCGGACAUGAGCGCAGCGAACCUCUUCCUCAAGCUUCGUCAAAACAACAAUGACAACUCAACGUCGGCUUCUGGACCAGGCUCCAGCAAUGGAUCGACCCCCGUUUCUUACAAUCAGCCUUACCGUCCGCAGAUUCACUUUUCGCCCAGCUCGGGCUUCAUGAACGACCCCAAUGGCCUCGUCGUAUCCGGCAAGCCCGGUAACGAGACCAUUCAUAUGUAUUAUCAGUACAACCCCAAUGACACCGUAGCGGGCAACCAACACUGGGGCCACGCCACAUCCAAGUCAUUCGAGAGCUACGAGUGGAAGAAUCACCUCCCCGCCAUUGCUCCCGAAGCCGAAGGUGAAGGCAUUUUCUCGGGCUCGGCCGUCAUCGACUCGAACAACACCUCUGGCUUCUUUGACAACUCCACCGAGCCCGAAGACCGCAUCGUGGCUAUUUACACUCUCAACACGGCCGACGAGGAGAGCCAGAACAUUGCCUACUCGACGAAUGGUGGAUACAAUUUCACCAAGUACGAGAACAAUCCCGUCCUCCGCGAUGUGGGCAAAUAUCAGAAGCAGUUCCGCGAUCCCAAGGUGUUCUGGGAUGCGCCGCACGAGCAGUGGGUCAUGGCUGUCGCGCACACUCAGACGUAUGAAGUCGGAUUCUACACCAGCAAGGAUCUCAAAAGCUGGGAGGAGGCCAGUCGCUUCAGUGCUGGCGUGCUCGGCUACCAGUACGAAUGUCCUGCGCUCUUCCAAGCUCCUUACGUCGGCGGCGACAAGGACGGUCAGAAGGGAUGGGUCCUGCUCAUCAGCAUCAAUCCCGGCGCUCCCCUGGGCGGUUCGAUGACCGAAUACGUCAUUGGCGACUGGGACGGAAAGACGUUCACGAGCGAUGACCCGUCAGCAAAGCUGGCGGAUUUCGGCAAGGACUGGUACGCUGCGCAGACCUGGGACAACACCGACCCCUCGAAGCCACCGGUCGUUAUUGGAUGGGCAAGCAACUGGCAGUACACCAAUGUCGUUCCGACGUCGCCGUGGCGCUCAGUAUUCUCCGUUCCUCGUGAGGUGACCUUGCAGUACGCGGCUCUUAAUCCGCUGGACUCCCGCUAUGUCAUGGCCCAGAACCCCAUCAACACGAGUGCGAUCGUCACCGACUCCCUCCACGACGGCAAAACGGCUGCCAAGAACUCGACAAGCGUUGACCUUAAAGGGGACGGCGCCUUUGACAUCACCGCCAACAUCACUAUGAGCGCCGCCACCUACGGUAGCCUGGCUGCCAACUCAACCGUCGACCUCUACGUCAACGGCACGGCCAAGGGAGACGUGCUGCGCAUUGGCUUCGUCGGUGGCGAACCCGGCGUCGUCUUGAUUGACCGUCGCUUUGCCGGCAAGGACUGGGCGGACAACGACCCGUUCUUCACUGAUCGCUUCUCGACGCAGGCUCAGAUCCUGUACGCCGACGACAACGACAAGGAAAACUCGGACCGCUACUUUACUAUGAGGAUGAUCGUCGACCGCACCAUCACGGAGCUCUUUGUCAAUGACGGUAUCGCGUCGGCUGCGGUGCUGCACUACUGGGAUCAGGAGGGCAAGCCAACAUCGCUCGAGAUGAAGGUAGGCGAUGACCGCCUUAAGGUGCACCUCGAUGUUCAGGCGCUCAAGUCGACGUGGUGAUGCGCGAGUGAACGGGAUUGAGAUAGAUGUCGAAUACCACUAGGAAAUGUUGUCAAUGCCAAUUUGCUUGGAUCGCGCGUGCGCUCGAACCUCUCCGCUCGAUGAUGGUGAUCGCAAGUGA